Molecule: messenger RNA, 2520 nt
Organism: Suillus clintonianus
Lineage: Eukaryota; Fungi; Basidiomycota; Agaricomycetes; Boletales; Suillaceae
Exons: 11
Coding region: 1-2520 (839 amino acids)
Source: RefSeq, a predicted model, not a curated record
AUGGAUGAUAUACGCACCGAGUUUCACCCGCACGCGAGGAUCGCAACGCGCAUUGAUACAUAUUCUGACUUCACACGACAGCAUAACUAUGAGCCGCCCCACCCAGAUCGCCAGCCCUGGCUCCCAUUCAGAUGCCAACUUGACUUUGAGGUUGCGGAGUUGGCGCACGAGACCGCACUCACUCAUGAGCAAACAACGCGCCUCAUCCAGUUGGUUCAGCGUGGUAGGACCGAAGAUUUCACUCUCAAAAAUUACGCCGAUGUUCGGAAUACAUGGGAAGCAGCAUCCUAUCGCUUGACGCCGUUUGAAAAGGAUACCAUUACAGUACCACUUGAUGGCAACGACAUGGAAUACACAGUCUAUUUUCGCUCCCUUUGGGAUUGGGGAGUAGAUCUUUUGCGACACCCUGACAUUGGCCCUCACUGUGUUUUCGAUGCCCAGCGGCUAUCGAAAUUUGAUGGAGACUCGUUUAUUAGGUUCAUCGAUGAACCAUGGACCGCAGAUGCAUUCUGGGAAUGCCAGUCUCGGAUCCCUCCAGAAGCAAAACCGCUGGCGUUCAUCCUGUAUGCCGACAAGUCGAAGCUAUCGUCGUUUGGGCGCGAGAAGGGAUAUCCCGUAAUUGCUCGGCUAGCGAACCUUCCUGUCGCCAUCAGAAAUGGAGAUGGGGUGGGUGGGGGACGAGUGGUUGGAUGGCUCCCGCUGGUCAAAGAUGAUCCAAAAUAUAAAGGUACCCAGAAAUUUGCUAACUUUAAAGUUGCUGUAUGGCACGCUGCCGUCAAGAAAGUGCUCGCAUCAAUCAUACCGCCUUUGAAGCAUGGCCGAUGGGCGAAUUGCUGGGACGAUGUUGCGAGACUCUUUUAUACAUUGGUGUUGAUACUAUCCGCAGACUACGAGGAGCAGAGUGUAAUGUCGCUCACUCGAGGUGUGAUGAGCAACUUUCCGUGCCCAAUCUGUCUGAUCCCCAAGGACAAAUUGUCUUCUGUCAUGCCCCACGACUACACUCUUCGCACGUGCCGGGCAACAAAUGACCUUUUGAUUAAGGCAAGGGCAGAGCGCCGCAAAGGACAGCGGGAGGCAAUACUCAAAGGACAGUCAAUUCGCGAUGUUAAUAACACAUUUCACGAGAUGGAUCCCAAGACUACUGAUGUGCACCGCGCGCUAUCUUACAACCACCUUCACAUUGUCCACCGAGGUCUCUUUGGGGACCACAUGUGGCCAGAGCUACAAAUACUAGUCGGUUUUUUGGGACGCGACUCCAGCGCAAAAGUUGACAAGAAUUUUGAUGCGCUGCCACGUUGGCGCAAUAUGAAUCAUUUCGACGCUGUCAUGGCUAUAACAUUUACUGAUGGCAGCAAGUACGAAGAUAUUUUCAAGCUGAUAGUGUUUGCGGCUCAUGAUAUUCUUCCGAACACCGAUGAAUGUAAAACCGCUUACCUUCUCCUUCGAUGCGUCCGUGCAUACCUUGAGGUGGACUUGUAUGCAGCAUUGGAGGUACAUACCACAGAAACGAUUGCUGGAGGACGAGAAGCCCUUCAAAAAUUUUCGGAACUAAUGAAUGUGAGUUCUUUACGGCCAGACAAAAACUGGUCAUUCCCGAAGAUGCAUCUAGCUGCCCACUUAUUCGACGAUAUCAAGGCUAAGGGAGCAACUCGCAACUACAACACGAAGCCAAACGAGAAGUGUCAUGGUCCACUAAAGGAGUCGUAUCAACAACGAACCAAUUUCAAAGAUGUCGCACCGCAGAUUUUACGCGCAGACCAUUGGUCUCUCGUUUCUGAGUUCAUCCGUGGUCAAGUGGAUGAACUGGCUGCACACGAUGCUCGGAUGGCUGAAGACGAGACUGAUAAGACUGGCCCGGAUACUAACAUCACCUCCGAUUUCCAUAUCAGAUUUGGAUCGAGGCAGCCGAAACAGUCUCUUGAGGCAAUCGAGGAACGACAUAUUGACAACCCUUCCUUCAGGCGGUUUCGCACCAAGCUUAAUGUAUUUUUAAAUGCUUUGCCCGCUGUCUUACAGCAGGUGAACAUGUUACCUUCUGACGAAGUAAGUCUAACAAUUGAUUAUCGGAUAACAGAGUUUCGAUUCCUCAAGGUUAACUACGAGUCACUAGUUGACUUCCGCCAGACCACGGACUAUCUCCGUUGCAGCCCGAGAUUCCACAAUGUUCCCCGAUAUGACUGCGUCAUCGUCAACACCGCAACCGGUGUUUUUUUUGCACGGCUCCUAUUCCUCUUUACAUGUAACGUUAAUGUCGCAUCCUAUCCCAUCGCCCUUGUAUGUCCAUACGACACACCAAUUGGGAGGCGUCUCCAGAAGGACAAACACCUGAAGUUUUGGCUCGUUAGAUCGCAACCAAGAGAAACUGCUAGUGAGUUCAUACUAGCAGAAUCAAUCAUCAGAGGAGUCGCUCUUGCUCCUGAUCCCACUAUAGCUGGAGAUUUUCUCAUUAUGGACACAGUAGACAGCGACAUAUUUCUGCGCAUGAAGAAAAUGCGCCUUGCAGCCAGGCACUUAGACUAG